Hibiscus syriacus is the source of this 1153-nucleotide messenger RNA. Its product is annotated as GATA transcription factor 21-like. The transcript is spliced from 3 exons. The record is from RefSeq and is a predicted model, not a curated record. Gene Ontology annotation, biological process: regulation of DNA-templated transcription. Bases 4 to 906 code for a protein of 300 amino acids. Lineage: Eukaryota; Viridiplantae; Streptophyta; Magnoliopsida; Malvales; Malvaceae. Gene Ontology annotation, molecular function: sequence-specific DNA binding; zinc ion binding.
CUCAUGACUUCUAGUAAUUGCUAUUCUUCCCUUUAUCCUUUUCCUUUUGACCUUAACGAAGAUGAUCAACACCAACAACACCAUCUUUUUGCCUUAAAAUCUCAACCUUCUUCAUCAUCUUCCUCCUCCUCUCUUACUUGUCCUACUUUCUCCAACCCAACUGUUCAAAACCAAGCAGGUUCUUGUCAAAGAGAACCCCAGGUGUUUCAAGAUCAGGCUAAGAUAUAUGUUCCAGAGGAUGGAAAACUCAAGUUAUCGAUAUGGAAGAAAGAAGAAAGGGGGGAAAGUGAUGAUCAUCGCCACGAGGACAGUUCUUAUAAGUGGAUGCCUUCAAAGAUGAGGAUUUUGAGGAAGAUGAUGAGCUCGGAGCACUCGGAUUUUUCAAAAAGCUCGACGAAAUUCGAAGACCAGAAGGUUCAGAUCAAUCAGCCCUCGUCAUCUCCGGAUAACAGCAGCAUCUCUUCCUACUAUGAUAACAACAACAGUCUCAUUAGGGUUUGUGCUGAUUGCAAUACAACUAAGACUCCUCUUUGGAGGAGUGGUCCUAGAGGUCCCAAGUCUCUCUGCAACGCCUGUGGAAUUCGACAACGAAAAGCAAGACGGGCAAUGGCUGCUGCGGCAGCCGCAGCGUCGAAUGGGACCAUUGUUGCAGCUGAGACAACGACAAGUACGAAGACAAAGAUUCAAAACAAAGAAAAGAGAUCAAGUAAUGGCUGUCUUGCAAAGUUAAAGAACAAUAAAAAGUGCAAACUUGGUUCCCAAUCCCAAGGUAGAAAGAAGCUUUGUUUCGAGGAUUUGAGGGUAAUAUUGAGCAAGAACUCGGCUUUUCAUCGAGUUUUCCCGCAGGAUGAGAAGGAAGCUGCCAUUCUGCUGAUGGCCUUAUCGUAUGGACUUGUUCAUGGUUGAAUUAAUUAAUUUAUCUAGUCACUAGGCUAGCUAGCUUUUUAUAUUGUUUGUUUAUUUCUUAAUUAGCUUUGAAUAAUGACUUAAAUCAUCAAUUAUUGUCUGAAAAACUGAGCUUUAUGCUUGAGUUAUUGAGGAAAUUAAGAUAAUUAGUGUGAGAGAAACAUAAAAUAGGGAUGUAAUUUAGAGCUUGACUAUUUAUAUUAUUUUAUAUAUCAUGCUGUGAACUUUAUAAUAAUUACUUUUCAAA